Messenger RNA from Hippocampus zosterae (dwarf seahorse), 1771 nucleotides. RefSeq names its product 5'-3' exonuclease PLD4. The transcript has 11 exons. Gene Ontology annotation, molecular function: catalytic activity. The record is from RefSeq and is a predicted model, not a curated record. Bases 122 to 1561 code for a protein of 479 amino acids. NCBI's taxonomy places the organism in Eukaryota, Metazoa, Chordata, Actinopteri, Syngnathiformes, Syngnathidae.
CAAACUCGGUCUGAACAGUGAAGUGAAAUGGAGCAAAAAGGGGAAGUGAGCUGUGUACAGUGAAGCUGAAGAGGAGGAAGUGCAGAAUUCUUUCAAGUGGGGCACGUUAUGCAUUAGCUUCAUGUCAACUACGUAUGGAAGGAUGAGAAUCUCCACGAACCGUUUACUUCAUAACAAACAAAACAAAAAGGAGCCAACCUGUUACAUGGCUUCAAUUGGGGUUUUGGCCACAAUGAUCAUCCUGGCGGUCCUGCUUGCUGUUGCUGUGCUGGAAAGACCCCAGGCAUCCCAAGAUCACGAUGUCUCUGUGGACCAGUGCAGUAUGGUUGUCGUGGAGAGCAUUCCUCAACAUGUGCAAUACAAAGCCAACGGAACAUUUGGGAUCCCUUUGGAGAAAGUUUGGAAGCAGCUUCUCUCCAUAGCAACAGAAGAGCUGCAAGUGGUUUCUUUUUACUGGACAUUAACCGGGAACGACACCAACAUCACCUCUUCCUCUGAUAGACCAGGACGGGAAAUCCUCGAGCAACUUCAAUCGCUGCCCUCUAGGAACGUGUCAGUCCGAGUGGUGACCAGCCUUCCUUCCAUCAACUCAAACUCCACUGACUUAAAGAUCCUAGCCGAGAAAGGAGUUCACGUCCGCGAGGUGAAUUUUGGACGCCUGACAGGUGGCGUGAUGCACAGCAAGUUUUGGAUAGUGGACAGACGGCAUGUAUUUAUCGGUAGCGCCAACAUGGACUGGAGGGCUCUGACACAGGUAAAGGAACUGGGCAUGGUCAUCUACAACUGCUCCAGUCUUGCAAGAGACCUCUAUAAGAUCUUCCUGUCUUAUUGGGUGAUGGGAGAGUCCAACAGCUCCUUGCCGGUGUCCUGGCCUUCCAGCUUUAACACUGACAUCAAUAAAGAGCACCCCCUCUUGGUGAAAAAGGAUAACAUCACCAGCAGACUCUACAUUGCAAGUUCUCCACCAUCGUUCUGCCCUGAAUCACGGACCCAGGACCUCGAGGCCAUUGUUUCCAUCAUCUCGGAAGCUCAACACUUCGUUGACGUAGCUGUCAUGGACUAUACCCCCAGCAUACGCUUUCAUCGCCCAAAAAGGUACUGGCCCGUCAUUGACAAUGCCAUCAGGGCAGCGGCUUUCGAGAGGCGAGUUAGGAUCCGAAUGCUGAUCAGCUGCUGGCCUUACUCCUUUCCAGGAAUGCUCCCCUUCCUUCAGUCACUCAACUCCUUAGACAGUGUCAAGGAUCACAUCAGCAUUCAAAUAAAGUUUUACAUUCUGCCUGUUGGAAACCAGACCAACAUUCCCUUUAGUCGAGUCAACCACAACAAAUACAUGGUGACUGACAAAGCGGCCUACAUCGGCACGUCCAACUGGGAUGGUGACUAUUUCGUGACCACAGCUGGAGUGGGUCUCGUGAUUUCCCAGCACGCACCUCACUCUAUACGGAAGACAGAGGCCGUGCAAGCCCAGCUCCAGGCGGUGUUCAACAGGGACUGGUACUCUGAGUUUGCGGUGAACUUCGCUGAGCCCGGUCACCGCGCAGACUGUGCACUGUCACCAUGAAAAUGAGAAAGGAUAAAGGCUCCUUAAACAUUGAUAGGUUUAACUGCAUCUUAAUAUCAGCAGUCUACUUAAAUUGCUUGAAGAUAAAUUUGGUGUGUUAGUUUUAUCUUUUUGUUUUACGUUUUUCUUAUAUGAACGUACGAAUAAACUUUUUUUUGUUGGUAUUUUCAGUGAAAGUGUCAAUGCCUGGAAUAAACAUUUUCAGAAAAU